This is a messenger RNA of Austrofundulus limnaeus, 2431 nucleotides long. Its product is annotated as pannexin-1. The transcript is spliced from 5 exons. Gene Ontology annotation, molecular function: wide pore channel activity. The record is from RefSeq and is a predicted model, not a curated record. Bases 189 to 1337 code for a protein of 382 amino acids. NCBI's taxonomy places the organism in Eukaryota, Metazoa, Chordata, Actinopteri, Cyprinodontiformes, Rivulidae. Gene Ontology annotation, biological process: monoatomic cation transport; positive regulation of interleukin-1 production; cell-cell signaling. Gene Ontology annotation, cellular component: plasma membrane.
CAUCAGCUGUUGUUGUGAGGGAGGUGUUGGGUGAACAAUAGAUUUAUUCUGGGUUUUAAGCAGUGUUUUAUUAAUUUUUUCUCCCCUUCGGAUGUUUCCUCUGAGAACCUCAGACGGAAUUCGGGGUUGACUAAUUAACAAAAGGCGACACCUUGACCAUUAAUUAGACUUAUUUUUUAUUGUCCGUGAUGGCGAUCGCCUCCGUAGCCACAGAGUACGUCUUCUCGGACUUUUUAUUAAAGGAUGCCACGGAGGCCAAGUACAAAGGAGUCCGUCUGGAUUUGGCUUUGGACAAAAUAGUCACGUUUCUAGCGGUGGGGCUGCCUUUGUUUCUCAUCUCACUCGCUUUUGCUCAAGAGGUGUCUGUAGGGACACAGAUCAGCUGCUUUGCUCCUGCUAACUUUUCCUGGAAACAAGCUGCUUACGUGGACUCCUUCUGCUGGGCAGCAGUGCAGCAACAGGCGGGCAGCUCACAGUUAUGGCUACAUAAGUUCUUUCCGUACAUCCUGCUCUCACUGGCCAUCCUCAUGUACAUCCCCGCCCUGAUCUGGCGUUUCACAGCAGCUCCACACCUCUCGUCUGACCUCAGCUUCAUCAUGGAGGAGCUGGACCGCUUUUAUAACCGUGCCAUCAAACUGGCCAAAAAUCUGGCUUCACUAGACAGCAAAGCUGCAACCCCGGAAGACCAGAGUGCUUUGGAGGUGACCGAGAGCUGCUUUAAAUACCUGCUUGUGGAACAGUAUUUAAAGACCAAGCGCUCCUCUCACAGCCUGGUGGUGAAAUACGUGGUCUGUCGGGUCCUGACUCUGGUGAUCCUCCUGCUGGCAUGCCUCUACUUGGGCUACUACAUCCUGCAGGCRUCUCUCACCGAUGAGUUUCCCUGUGACCUGCGGACCGGAGUUCUGAAGAACGACAGCGCGGUGCCGUCGGCCGUCCAGUGCAAGCUGGUGGCGGUGGGCGUCUUYAGGCUGCUCAGCUACAUCAACCUGGGCGUGUACGUGCUGCUCGUCCCGUUGGUGGUGUACGCGGCUUUCGGGCCAGCUCGGCAGAGCUCCAGCUUCCUCCGGCCGUAYGAGAUGCUGCCUGGAUUUGGUGCUUUGGGUGUGAUCAGACCCGUCUACAACGACCUCAGCGUCUAUCUCAUGUUCCUGCAGGAGAACCUGAGUGAACUCAAGUCUUUUAAGUGUCUGCAGGUUCUGGAGUUGCUGCAGCAGRCUGGCGAUGAGGGCUUUGACACCAUGUGCCUGCUGCAAACCCUGGGCCAGGUGAAGACCGACGUGUUAGAUAGUCAGAAGAUGCACACAAACAAUGAAGAAAUAAAGAAACCCAAAGAAUAAACUAGCUGAAGUACGGAGCAAUCGUUAACCCUUUUAGAGAUGAUCUGUUGUUUAUAUACAUGAGGAAAUGAAUGAGAAACUAUAUCUUCUGCUUCUGUUUUCUUUCAKAUCACACUGAAAUGUUUCUGAGCAAUUCAGGUGACGACGAUGAUAAACCCUGCUCAGAUGGAAGAGAACAGUAAAGAGAAACUGUGCACUUAUUUUAUCUGAGAUGCUGGAUGUUUAUAGAUUCACAACACUGUAACUCCAAUGAGAAUGAGUGUUGUUUUUUUAUUUGUAUUAUUUAUAAUGUUUUACAAUUUCAAGAUCAWUUAGGUGUUCUGUAGCUACCAAUCUUGUUUGUAUGAAAAUAGUUUCCAAUGAUUCUCUUGUUUUUAUUUUAUAGUACACACUACUUUUAUAUGAUUUAAAUGGUCAUUUGAUCAAAGUCGUGUUGUUUCUACUGAAAGCAGAAYAUUAAAUAGCCUGCAUCAUACCUCCAACGAUAAAACAGUUUAAAAUAAAUGGUAGAAGUGUUUUUGUUUCUUAGCUAUAAAAUGUGAGGAAAAAUGGUUUCAACAUAUGAAACGCUGCUGGUUAAAGGGGAUUUUCUGUGUGCGGUUUUCAUAAUUUCUCAAAGCCUCAAAUAUUUCAUAAAGUCUAAAGACAUACAUGAGCAUGGUCAUACUAAAUUGGCUCUAUGCAUGAACAUUUUCURUAUUGUUUGUUGAAAUUGAUUGGGGAAAGAUCUGAUCAGCUUUUGCAAUGUUAAAGAGAUUUGUGCUUUUAUGUGUACAAAUAAGAGCAGCCAUAAAUUGCAUAUGUGUGUUCUUGGGUAGCUAUGAUGAAAGGAUGACUAUUUCUUUACUAACCUUACAGCCAUGUAAAAAUGUUUUAAAAUUACUUUAUAUAUAGUAAUGAAAACUAAUAACUAAUAAAGUUACAAUAUAUUGAACAUAAAUUGUAUCAAAUGGUGCAGUUUUCUCCUGUAUUUUUCCAGAUAUAUUGACAUGCAAUGCUGAAAUGCAGGUACGCACUCAAGGUAAACAAAACAUUUUUAUCUGCAUACUUAACUCUAUGAAUCUGUGCAUAAAUACAAACAAAUACAUAAAAAA